UGGUGACGUCAUUCACCUACAUUGAUUAGCAAUGAAAUUGUUAUGGUAUUUAACGUAUAUUACUCAAGAAAAGUUACUUUAGAUAAACAAUUUUUUUUGUUAUUUAUAAUCAAUAUAAGCAGAUAGGGAUGGUAUUGGCAAAGAUAUACUUUCUACCGUUAGCUGUAUUUAUUCUUCUACCUGGAACAUUCAUUCUAACGUAUGUGAUAUCGAUAUUACUGAGGGAUGUAGAGGUGGAAUUUCCUUAUAUUAGUGACACUGGAACCUAUGUCCCAGAGAGUUGCAUCUUUGGCCAGCUACUGAACUUAGUAGCUUCUCUGAUUGCAGCCACAGUGUAUGUAAGGUACAAGCAGGUUGAACAGUAUUAUCGCGACCAUCUUUCAAAUGAAUCAAGACUGGUGCUUCGGCUCAACGUGGUAGGAUUGUGGUUAGGGUGUACUGCUGCAUUUGGAGUGAGUCUGGUAGCAAAUUUCCAAGAGACUUCUGUGUUCAUCGUCCACAUGAUUGGAGCAAUGAUGGCAUUUGGUAUAGGCAUGCUAUAUGCUUGGCUUCAGACGGUCAUGUCCUACUAUAUGUUUCCCUUGGUUAACAGUCUGCUGGUGGCUCGGCUGAGGCUCGUUUUGUCUAUAGUAAGCACUGUGUGCUUCAUUAUCUUAAAUGUAGCAACUCCUAUAUCACUGAAACAAUUCCAUGGAAAAGACAAGACUAAGUGGUAUCCUAAAGAUGGGGGAUUUGCAUCACAUGUUAUUUCUACAGUUUCAGAAUGGAUACUUGCAUUGGCUUUUGAUUUGUAUUUUCUAUCUUUUGUUCGAGAACUCCAAAACAUUACAAUGGCCUCACCUAAAGUUAUUUUUCUCACGGAAGAAACAGGAAUGUCUUCAACCAGUGACAUUUAUCACAGCGAAGAUAAUUUAGAGGUUGCUUUCCCACAGAGCCAUGGAAGCAUGGGGUCUGUCGCAACGGAAACAGUAAACAGUAUCAACUCUGUCACCACAGAAGCCAUUAUCCAUCGAUGAAACAGUCCUUACCAUUAACUAGUUAUGGGUUGGCAGUUAUCAUUACUAUAUAUAUUUGUAACUUGCUGAAGUGACAUACCAUUCUUAACUCUAAAACAUUGUACCACAUGUUUAUAUCAUGUAUACAUUUGUCUUGGAAAAAGAAGAGGGUGUGAAACAUCCAGUGAGAUCACACGUUCUUGCUUGAAGUGUUGUGAUUUCUGAUCUUGUUAAAUUUGCGCAUUGCUUUUAUCUCAAACUCUGUCAUUGGUACAGUACACAUUCUAACAUAUUUAGUAGGAAAACUGGUGUUAUUGUAUAGCCUGAUUUAUAUCUUGACCAUGUUGAUCUGAUUACACAUAAUAGCAUCAACUGUCCUUAUAAUCAGCCAUUCUUAAUGUUUUUCAGGCAGUUUCUUACAUAAAUAUAUUUCAUGAGAAAACUUAAAACUGAGCAAUACCAAUUUGUUUCUAAACUUCCCAGCCAGCUGUAAGAUAGUUAAAUAGAUUUUCUCACUGUAAGUCAUCAUUAUAGUAACUCCUUGUCAUUUAGUUCUGUCCUUCCUGGAAGUAUUUUACAAAAUAGUAUUAAAAGCCUUCUCGAAAAGUGGCGUGUAAUUAAAGUCCUUGGCUCUCACAGACUAUGAUUAACACUGAUGCAGAUCAGAUAAUCCUUUUGUUAUUUUUUAAAAUUGUUUCUUUGCUGCAACUACAAGUAUGCUGCGAAGUACUUUGAAGUCUGUUGUUGUUGUUGUGUUGUUAAUUUUGUGUAAGUCUUGACGAAACCAGUUGUAGUGUAAAAAUGUGCUUAGAGAUAUUUUAGUUCUCACUAACUUUUCUUCUAUCAAAACAUUUGUUUUUAGUAAACUUAGAUUUGGGGAAGUAAAUUUCUUCCUCGGUCAAUGAAUAUGAGUUAUUGGGCUUUUGGUGGUGUUCAAUUAAUAUUGAUGGAAGAGAGAGUUGUUCUCAAGCUGUCUUACCAAAGCCAUAAUUUAAAGAUGAUUGUUUGAGUGUUGAAAUUAAAUACUCAUGUUCUCAAAUACCUUGGGCCUUAUUUUACUUUUUGGGUCACUGAUGUUAAAAUAUAGUUUAUAUUCUUCUAUUAUCAAGGCCAAAUUCUGAUGGUGUUUUGGGCACUGAUAUGAAAUAAAUCACCUUCUUAAGUUCUCAUUUGCUGAAUCUCAAUGUUUUUUGAAUCAGUGAUUAUAAAUGACUGAAUCCAUUGACAUAAAGAAUCAAAAUCCAGUACUAAUGGUGUUAGGGUCACUAACAGUACACAACUGAAACCGUGAUAUAGAGAUAUCAAGACCCAAUACUAAUAGUGCUUGGAUCACUGAUGAUACAGAACUAAAUCCAUGACAUAAAGGUAUAAAGACCCAAUACUAAUAGUGCUUGGAUCACUGAUGAUACAGGACUGAAUCCAUGAUUUAACUCAAGGGCCGAUUAUAAUGGUAUACGAGUCACUGAUGAUAGUGGACCAAAUCUGUGGCAUAUAAAGCUAUCAAGACCCAGUUCUGACAGUGUUUUAUCACAUAAUGCCAGACUGAGUUUGGAACACUAACUUGAGAUAGGCCAGUAACAGAUAAGUGUGGGAUGUAAAGGAUUCAGCUUUAUAUUUAAUAUAUGAUUAAAGAAUUAAAGAGCUGGCCAUUGCUUAUGGUAUUGUUUUGUUUAGAUACAUAUUGUGUGAUGUACUCGACCUGGU
This is a messenger RNA of Limulus polyphemus (Atlantic horseshoe crab), 2699 nucleotides long. Its product is annotated as DNA damage-regulated autophagy modulator protein 2-like. The coding region runs from base 129 to 1016 and encodes 295 amino acids. Lineage: Eukaryota; Metazoa; Arthropoda; Merostomata; Xiphosura; Limulidae. The transcript is spliced from 8 exons. The record is from RefSeq and is a predicted model, not a curated record.